UUGUUUCGCCGACUUCGCCGCUGCUGCUGCCAUGGCGAACACGCUGGCGCCGUACCUGAAUGCGAUCCGCGCGACGCUGGACGGCGCGCUCUGCCUGCAAAACUUCCCGUCGCAGGUCGUUGAGCGCCACAACAAGCCCGAGGUCGAGGUGCGCAUGAGCAAGGAGCUCAUCUUGACGCCGAUUGUGAUUUGCCGCAACGAAAACGAAAAGUGCUGCAUUGAGCCCAGCAUCAACUCGGCGCGCGUCUCGAUCUGCAUCAAGCAAGCCGACGAGAUCGAGAGCAUCUUGUGCCACAAGUUCUCGCGCUUCCUCAUGCAACGCGCCGAGCAAUUCAUCAUCCUUCGCCGCAAACCCAUCGAGGGCUAUGACAUGAGCUUCCUCAUCACGCACAGCCACUUGGAGAAUCUGUACAAGCACAAGCUCGUGGACUUUAUCAUCCAGUUUAUGGAAGACAUUGACAAGGAGAUCAGCGAGAUGAAGAUCAACCUCAACGCCCGUGGCCGCGUCGUCGCGACCGAGUUUAUGAAGCAGUUCACCUAGACGACGUGCAGAAGGCGCAUGGAUACAGCCGCGCAUUUGCGUCCAGUGGUAACCAUGUACAAUGAGCCUGUCUUGCUUGUCUCCACC
Saprolegnia parasitica CBS 223.65 is the source of this 628-nucleotide messenger RNA. RefSeq names its product actin-like protein 2/3 complex subunit 4. Bases 32 to 541 code for a protein of 169 amino acids. Gene Ontology annotation, biological process: actin filament polymerization; Arp2/3 complex-mediated actin nucleation. The record is from RefSeq and is a predicted model, not a curated record. Gene Ontology annotation, cellular component: Arp2/3 protein complex; actin cytoskeleton. NCBI's taxonomy places the organism in Eukaryota, Oomycota, Saprolegniomycetes, Saprolegniales, Saprolegniaceae. The transcript has 3 exons. Gene Ontology annotation, molecular function: actin filament binding.